This is a messenger RNA of Nanorana parkeri, 3917 nucleotides long. It is a transcript of the gene NPR1, whose product is annotated as natriuretic peptide receptor 1. Gene Ontology annotation, biological process: intracellular signal transduction; cGMP biosynthetic process; receptor guanylyl cyclase signaling pathway. Gene Ontology annotation, cellular component: membrane. Lineage: Eukaryota; Metazoa; Chordata; Amphibia; Anura; Dicroglossidae. Gene Ontology annotation, molecular function: guanylate cyclase activity; peptide receptor activity; protein kinase activity. The coding region runs from base 624 to 3779 and encodes 1051 amino acids. The transcript has 23 exons. The record is from RefSeq and is a predicted model, not a curated record.
CACUCUCUCCUUCUCUCCAGAGGGUGAUUAGACAUUUAUUCUAUAUUUCCCGCAGCCCCUCCUCACACUAAUACGCUCACCAGUCACCGGAUAAAUAUUUGCAGCUCUACGAAAGCCAAAAUCUCCGUGUUCUGAUCUCCAAUUUUCUCUCCAGGUUUCAGGGUUGCGGCCAGCACCUCCUCCUCCUCCUCCUUCCCUUUUCCUAAGUACCCCCUGUAGCUCUUUCCGCUGCUGUCAGAUCCACUUGGACCACUGUCGGGGUCGUGGAUAACACGGAUGACCCUUUUUUUUUUACCUCGGUGACAUCCAGCCAGGAAGGGGUUAAGCUACAACGCUUAUGAUAACAAGCCUUUUGUCACUGAGUCAGGGGAAGGAAAGAAGGAAGCCUGCCUCCGGAUAAUAGGAAUUUCUGUGACCCAGCCACUUCCAGCAGCUACGGACUCAUGAAUGGGAGCGAAGAGACUCGCAGAUGGGAAACGGUUAACCAUGCCUUGUAUGUGUGUCUGUAAUUGCGCUAUCGCCAGCGAUACUCUCCUCUGACUCUUUGGAAGAGGGCGCAGAGUUGCACAAGUCCCCCUUCUUCUUGGCGUAUGGGUAAGAGUAGUGUUGGGACCCUCUAAAAAAUGCUUGGUAGAUGGGUCCUGGUGUUCCUGGCCAGCUGGGUGGUUUGCCAUGACGCUCAAGAUGCCCAGAACCUCACCAUUGUGGUGCUGCUCCCAAAAACCAACACCUUAUACCCCUGGGCACUGCCAAGAGUCGGACCCGCUAUCCAGAUGGCCAUCGACCGCAUCAACGACGACCCCGGCCUCCUCCCAGACUUUCACCUCUGGGCGGUUUAUGGGGACACCGAGGACAAGCACAAGAGGUGCUCCGAGUCGGCCGCCCCGGUGACCGCAGUGGACAUGCAGUUCAUCUACCACCCCUAUGUCUUCUUUGGCCCGGCAUGCAUUUAUUCAACCGCUCCGGUGGUCCGCUUUACCGAGCACUGGAAGGUCCCCCUGAUCACGGCCGGAGCUUCGGCAAUCGGGUUCGGCGUCAAGGACGAGGAAUACAAAUACAUCACCAGGACGGGAGUCGUCCACUCCAAAUUGGCCCAGUUUUUAAAGCACAUCCACCAGCAGUACAACUGGAGCAGCCGUGCCAUGCUCCUGUACAGCGACGACAAGGAUGACCGCGCCUGCUACUUCACCGUCGAGGGAGCCUUCGUGGAGCUGCCAAAGUUCAACAAUAUGACCGUGGUGGAUAUGAACAUGAAAGAGCACAAUGUGAUCAACCAUACCUCCAUCAUCCAGGACAUCAAGCAGAAAGGGCGAAUUAUCUACAUCUGCUGCCCACCGGACGACUUCCGCCAACUCAUGCUGCAAGCUUGGAGCCAAGGCCUGUGCUCCGGCGACUACGUCUUCUUCUACAUUGACAACUACGGCUCCAGCCUCCAGGGCUCCACCUUUCCCGACUACCGGCAGCCCUGGUACAGAGGUGACGCCGACGACGACAAGGCCAUGGAGGCGUUUAAGUCAGUGAUGAUUAUCACCUACAAGGAGCCAGAAAACCCGGAGUACUUUGCAUUCCUGCAAGAUCUGAAGAGCUACGCCCCCAAAUUCAAUCACACCCUGGAGAGCACGCUGAUGAACACGGUGGCAGCUGCGUUCUACGAUUCGGUCAUGUUGUACGCACAUGCGGUCAACGAGACCAGAGUGAAGGGGGAGAGCAUGAAAAAUGCCACCGCCAUCAUAAGCUACAUGUGGAACCGAACUUACUAUGGGGUGUCGGGAUUCAUGAAGGUUGAUGACAACGGCGACCGGGAGAACGACUACUCGCUGUGGGACCUGACCGAGACGGGCGGAGAUUUCCAGGUCGUGGCCAAUUAUAACGGGACGCAGAGGAGCAUCAACCGGGUGCCGGGGAGAGAGAUCCACUGGCCGGGGGGGGCGGUGCCGAGGGACGUCCCGCCCUGCGGAUUUGACAACAGUAACCCGGAGUGUAUGAAAACCAGCUUCUCCGUCCUGGAAGUGACCUCCAUAGUCAUCUGCUUCAUCCUCCUGGCCAUCGCCAUCUCCUCCGUCUUCAUAUACAGGAAGCUGCGGCUGGAGAAGGAGCUGGCGGCCGAGCUGUGGAAGGUCCGUUGGGAGGACAUCCAGACCAGCAACAUGGAGAAGAACCUGCGCCGAGCCGGCAGCAAACUCACACUGUCAUUGAGAGGCUCCAACUAUGGCUCGCUGCUCACCAUGGAGGGUCAGUUUCAGGUUUACGCCAAGACGGCCUACUUCAAGGGGAACGUUGUCGCUGUGAAGUAUCUGAACCAGAAGCGCAUCGAGCUGACGCGGAAGGUCCUCUUCGAGCUGAAACACAUGCGAGACGUACAGAAUGAGCAUUUGACGCGAUUUGUUGGGGCUUGUACUGACCCGCCCAAUAUCUGUAUCCUGACCGAGUACUGCCCCCGGGGGAGCCUGCAGGAUAUUCUGGAAAAUGAGAGUAUUACCCUGGAUUGGAUGUUCCGAUAUUCAUUGACAAAUGACAUUGUUAAGGGAAUGCUCUUCCUGCACAACAGCGUCAUCGGGUCCCACGGGAAUCUGAAGUCCUCCAACUGCGUCGUGGACAGCCGCUUCGUCCUGAAGAUCACCGACUAUGGCCUGGCCAGCUUCCGCAGUUCUGUUGACUCGGAAGAUUCUCACGCUUAUUUUGCCAAGAGACUGUGGACCGCUCCUGAGCUCCUCCGUAUGGAGUCCUCCAAUUCUCAGGGGACCCAGAAAGGAGAUGUCUACAGCUUUGGCAUCAUACUUCAGGAGAUUGCUCUUCGGAAUGGGGUCUUCUACAUGGACAGCAGUGACUACAGCCCCAAAGAAAUAAUAGACCGAGUAAAGAGCCAGGAGAAGCCGUACUUCCGACCUUCCACCAACCUUUACUGCCAUAUUCAGGAACUGGGGGUGCUCAUGCAGAGGUGCUGGGCAGAGGAUCCUCUUGACAGGCCGGACUUCAACCAGAUUAAAGUUCUGCUACGCAAGUUCAACAGGGAAAACAGCACAAACAUCUUGGACAACCUGCUGUCCCGCAUGGAGCAGUACGCCAAUAAUCUGGAGGAGCUGGUGGAGGACCGGACUCAGGCGUACCUGGAGGAGAAGCGCAAGGCUGAGGCUCUCCUCUAUCAGAUACUUCCUCAUCCUGUGGCUGAGCAGCUAAAGAGAGGGGAGACGGUGCAGGCCGAGGCUUUUGAUAGUGUUACCAUCUACUUCAGCGACAUUGUGGGGUUCACUGCGCUAUCCGCGGAAAGUACGCCAAUGCAGGUGGUCACGCUGUUGAACGAUCUCUACACUUGUUUUGAUGCCAUCAUAGACAACUUUGAUGUCUACAAGGUGGAGACCAUCGGUGAUGCCUAUAUGGUGGUGUCCGGGCUGCCGGUUCGCAACGGGAAGCUCCACUCCCGCGAGAUCGCACGGAUGUCUCUGGCCUUGCUGGAAGCCGUCAAGACAUUUAAAAUCCGACAUCGUCCCACUCAGCAGCUGAGACUUCGGAUAGGAAUUCAUACUGGUCCUGUCUGUGCCGGAGUUGUGGGCCUUAAGAUGCCGCGAUACUGCCUCUUUGGGGAUACAGUGAACACAGCAUCACGCAUGGAGUCCAACGGCGAAGCACUUAAGAUCCACGUCUCGACAGACACACGGAACGUCUUACAAGAGUUAAACUGCUUUGAGCUGGAACUUCGAGGUGACGUGGAGAUGAAGGGCAAAGGCAAGGUCCGAACGUACUGGCUACUGGGUGAACGAAGCAGCAGCACCCACGGGUGACACCUUGCCGGCCUUCACAGGGGAUUAUGUGACUUGGGGUACUCUCAAUCCUCAGCAAGGCCGUGUUUGUACCUCACAGACGUCUCCACCUCGCAGUGGCAAUUGACACUAAGGAAGGUGGUGGAGUAAACAAACAAA